AUGCGCUUUACAGAGGCAGUUGUUGCUGUUGCGGCGUGUCUGGCUCAAGUCCAGAUUGCCCAAGCAGCCUUGGCUUUCACGCAUUGGCCGACUACUAUUGAUGCCGGCGCCCCUACAACCUUGAACUGGGACAGUGACUCUGAUGCUCCCGUUACGAUCACCCUGCGUAAAGGAGCAGCCGCAGACCUCGACACUGUCCAAGUCUUGACCAAAGAUGCAAAGGGAGGCUCUUACACUUGGACACCUGAAAACUCUCUGGAACCAGGCUCAGAUUAUGCCUUUCAGAUCGACCAGGAUGGGCAGGUAAACUAUUCGGGGCUAGUGACAUUGAACAAUGACUCGGAAAGAACCGCUGCAACUUCAGCUGCAAGCUCAACUACCUCCACACAGGACACGACAACAGCAUCCCAAACACAGACAACACCAACUCCUACUCCCACCGACACUGCUCCCCGGGAUGAAGUGAACAGUGUUUUGCCUGGCAACAAUGCGACAACAAAUUUCACAUUGGAUGCCAACCAUGACAGUAACUCCAAUGUUUCCAGCAAGAGUGCCAUGGCGGCGGCAAUGCAGAAUGGUGGCGCACCUUUCCAGAUGGUCUCUCUUGAUCUGGUCCUUGGCAUCGUGGCUAUGGGUUUCUAUCUCGUCUGCUGA
Aspergillus costaricaensis CBS 115574 is the source of this 654-nucleotide messenger RNA. RefSeq names its product GPI anchored serine-threonine rich family protein. The transcript has 2 exons. NCBI's taxonomy places the organism in Eukaryota, Fungi, Ascomycota, Eurotiomycetes, Eurotiales, Aspergillaceae. The record is from RefSeq and is a predicted model, not a curated record. The coding region runs from base 1 to 654 and encodes 217 amino acids.